UAAUCAUCUGAGGGGAUAUAAACUGCACAAUGCUUCACCACUUCUUAGUUCAUGCAGCUUUUCAGACCAGCAGAUGGCUUCCAAGAGAACAAAGGUUGAAAUUUCAGAUUGUUCUUUUCGUCUUUGUGGUUCUUUUCCUGGCACCACAGUUUUAUAUUUUGUCAAGGCCAAAAUCUUCUCGCUACUGUGAAAAGCCACUGCUGAACAAUCUUAUAGUCUUCAUUGUGUUCUCUUUUAUAGCAACAGGUUUGGCUGUAGCGCUUACACUCACAGACCCAGUUCCCAAGAGCAUCAGGGUAGCUUUUCACUCAUUUGGGCUGUUCGCAUUUAUACAGGGACUCUGUACAUUCAUUCUUACCCUCACUGCACCUCAGUGUGCGAACACCACCACAGAAUUGUAUAUAUUUUCUUUGGUAGUGUCUUGGGCCUGCAUACUCUCAACAGUUUUCUUUCUGGUCAGAGGAGGUAUUUGCCUGAUCCACAGACUGUUUCCUCAUUGGUUAAGAGAUACAUCCCUCUGGGGUUGAAAAUGAUCUACUGCUGCUGUACAGCCCUCCACUGACACUCAA
Rhinichthys klamathensis goyatoka is the source of this 569-nucleotide messenger RNA. RefSeq lists its product as uncharacterized. Bases 30 to 527 code for a protein of 165 amino acids. The transcript has 6 exons. NCBI's taxonomy places the organism in Eukaryota, Metazoa, Chordata, Actinopteri, Cypriniformes, Leuciscidae. The record is from RefSeq and is a predicted model, not a curated record.